Molecule: messenger RNA, 1278 nt
Organism: Closterium sp. NIES-65
Lineage: Eukaryota; Viridiplantae; Streptophyta; Zygnematophyceae; Desmidiales; Closteriaceae
Source: the annotation of a GenBank genome assembly
AUGCCCCAUAUCCCGUGCGCAACAUGGCAUCUGUGCCAUGCCCCAUAUCCCGUGCGCAACAUGACAUCUGUGCCAUGCUCCAUAUCCCGUGCGCAACAUGACAUCUGUGCCAUGCCCCAUAUCCCCAAGAUACAGGACAAGAGGGGCGUGUCGUUGAGUGAGGCGGACUCCAUAUCGCUGGACCUCGCAUCCAUGGGCAUCUCCACUCCCUCCGAUGCCACUGUUGCCUUUGACGACAGCGCCAAGCCGCCGGCAUGGGACGCACAACCAGACUGGGCCAAGGCACCCGCCUCCUCCUCCGCUGGCCCCUCUGCCGCCCCCUCCUUUUCAGACCCCUUCGCCUCCACGCCCCCCAUCUCGUCCACCCCCGCUUCCUCCGCCUCGUCUGCCUUUGGCACGUCAGACCCCUUCGCGUCCUCCACUCUCUCCGCUGCACCAUCCCCCAGCCUUGCUUCCCUCUCUGCCAAUCCCACAGCCCGCAUGGGGGGCAUUGGCGGGGGUGGGUUGGGGGGAAUAGGAGGAGGCGGAAUUGGUGGCAGCAGCAGCAUAGGCGGUGGGGGUAUGGGGGGUCUUGGUAGCGGCUUGGGAGUGGGGUUAGGGGGGGCGCCUAUGGGAGGAUCGCUAGGAGGGGGGUUGGGAGGAGGCACAGGGUUUGGUGGGGGACUGGGAGGAGGCAUGGGUGGGGGGUUGGGAGGGAGCGCAGCAUCAGGAGCAGGAGGGGGUGCAAGUGACCCCAACGACCCCUUUGCAGACUGGCCUCCAAGAAAACCGCAGGCAGCAGCAGCGCCAGCGGCACCAACAGCUGCAAUGAGUGCCGCCCCGCGUCCCCUGGGCGGAGUGUCCAAGGCCAGUGGGCCACUUGACAUGGACGACUGGGGCGGCAGCUCCUUCCAGUCUGCCGCCCCGCCUGCCACUGCUGCCGGCACAGGGAUGGGAGGCACAGGCAUGGGAAUGGGCAUGGGCAUGGGCAUGGGAGGAGGCAUGGGGGGUGGGGCCAUGGGAGCAGGCAUGGGUAUGGGAAUGGCUCGGCCAAUGGGUGGCGUUGGCAUGGCUCCAGGGUUUGGGGCUUUCCCUGCUGCUCCCAUGGCUCCCAUGGGUGGCAUGGCUGCUGCUCCUCCUGCUGGCGGCGCUGUGUACGGUGCAAUGCGGUUUGCCCCUCCGCCAUCGCAGGGCUUCCCUGCCCCCCCUGCAUCUGCUGCCAUGGGCUCUGGCUUCACGCCUCCUCAGCGCCCUGCUGCUCCCCCGCAAUCUGGAGGUGCUCUGAUGGACCUCCUGUGA